Molecule: messenger RNA, 2057 nt
Organism: Lacerta agilis (Sand lizard)
Lineage: Eukaryota; Metazoa; Chordata; Lepidosauria; Squamata; Lacertidae
Product: solute carrier family 22 member 13-like
Exons: 10
Coding region: 164-1807 (547 amino acids)
Biological process (GO): transmembrane transport
Cellular component (GO): membrane
Molecular function (GO): transmembrane transporter activity
Source: RefSeq, a predicted model, not a curated record
UUUAUAGCCUUGGCAGUAGCUGUGAUAGGAUAUAUUCCUUAAGUUUAUCCGAUGCCAAAGCCUGAUUAAUUAUUCACUUAAUCCAUAGCCAUGAUUGUGUUUAAAGAUUAAUUUCAGUCCCCAGGUGUGAGAACCAUGCAGACCGGCUGCCCAAGAUCCCAGAAUGAUCAGAUUUGGAGACAUCUUGAAGGUGAUCGGAGAAUUUGGGAGGUUUCAGAAAUGGCUGGUGGUGCUGAACUGCAUCCCCAAUUUCCUAAUUCCCUUUCACGUGUUCGGACAAGUGUUCAUUGUCAUGGACGUGCCUCACCACUGCAACACGGACUGGAUCCUUAAUAUUACCCAAAACCUGACCCAAGAGCAGCAGCUGAACUUGACCAUUCCCAGGAAACCAGACGGCUCUUUUGAGGAAUGUUCCAUGUUUAGUCCUGUGGAAGGCGAUAUCGAUUCAAUAAUAAAAGACGGACUAAAUUCCACAGAAGCCUGCCGAGAUGGUUGGGUGUACCCCACAGAUCCAAAGCCGUCGUUGCUGACAGAGUUCAACUUGGUCUGUGACCGAAAUAACUUAAAAGACGUCUCUCAAUCUCUUUUCAUGGCGGGUGGUCUUGUGGGAGCCCUGGUCCUUGGCCCACUGAGCGACGUGAUUGGAAGUCACCAGAUGAUCCUGUUCAGCCUCUUCUUCAUGGGAUUCUCUGGUAUUGGGGCAGGAUUUUCUCCAAAUUUCUAUGUCUACCUCGCCCUGAGAUUCAUCGUGGGCGCCGCUUUUUCUGGGAUCAGCAUCAGCUUGUCCGCUUUAACUUCGGAGUGGGUUGGGCCUUCCUAUCGCCCACUUGCAAUGAUCAUCAGCUACUGCUUCCAAGGCGUUGGGCAGAUGGCCUUGGCUGGUUUGGCAUACUCGAUCCGUGAAUGGAGAAACUACCAGUUUGCUGGCUCUGCUCCAGCAUUUGCCCUCUUUUUUUACAUAUGGGUUCUUCCCAAGUCUGCCCGAUGGCUUGUGACAAAAGGGAAGGUCGAGGAAGCCAAAAAGGUGCUUCGAAAGGCUGCUUCCAUUAACAAACAAACUAUCUCAGAGGAACUACUCAACCAGCUGGCUCCAGAAGAGAAGGUGAAAUCCGGGAAUAUCCUGGAUCUUUGCAAGAAGCCACGUCUAAGGAUUCUGACUUUAAUCAUGGCCAUAGUCUGGUUUGCAGACAGUCUUGUGUAUUAUGGAGUGAGCCACCAGGUUGGGGAUUUUGGCUUGGACAUCUACAUGACCCAGCUUGUGUUUGGAGCUGUGGAAAUACCAUCUCGAGCCUCCUGUAUCUUCCUCCUCCAGUGGAUGGGGAGGAAGAAAUGCCAGGCUGCUUGGCUUUUCCUAGGUGGAGUCAUGUGCUUGAUCAUCCCUGCUAUUCCAACAGACUUCCCUGUGACUGUGACGGUGCUGGCUGUUAUUGGCAAGUCUGCCUUGGCUGCCUCCUUUUCAACCACCUAUGUGUUUUCUGCUGAAAUCUUUCCCACAGUUAUCAGGCAAAGCAGUUUAGGCUUGUGCUCCGUGGUUGGCAGAGUAGGCGGCAUCCUUGCCCCACUGGUGGUUCUCCUGGACAAAUAUCACCCUGCUAUUCCCAUGGUGAUACUUGGAGGCACAGCACUGUCUGCGGGAAUCCUCUGCUUUUUUCUUCCUGAGACACAGAACCAAGAUCUUCAGGAUGACAUAGGAGAAUCCCCAGCAAGCCAGAGGUCCAACGAGGUUGUCAACAGUAGCUUUGAAAAUGGACCUGUGCAGAAAGAAGAUGGCCAAAUGAAAGAAGCCACCAUCACUACGCGCUUCUAGCAGAAAUAACAAAUCCACUUGAAUGCAAAGGACGUUUAGCGAAGAUUUCAGGGAUGAGUGAAUUGGUCGUUUUGAUUUCUCCCCAGUUCUCAUCUCUUGAAACUUUAAUUCUUCACAUUCCCACAACAGUUUCUUCAGUCCUCGUGAAGAUUUAUCAGCACUUUAGUGCGAAUUUCUCCUGAUACGCACAUUUUUGUACACACCUUUCUCUGAUACAAUGCAUUUUGGUAUGUUGUUUUCACUAAUAUAU